AUGUACUUUUGGGAGCUUUGGGACCAAUUGGGAGUAUGGGGUGUUGGGGACGUUGAAAGAGCUCGCAGCCAGGAUGCCAAUCAGGAUCAGGAAACCCGAUUCUCGCCUUGUGUUGCGGUUUUGAGAGUUUUAAAGGAGAGCGUUGUGUUCAAAGCUGAGACCUUUUGGAGCUUCUCCUUGCUUAAUGCCCUUAAGGCUGAAUCUUUUCUGAUCAUCUUGACUCAGAUCUCAAGUUCUCUACACAGCAAAAGUGUGUUUGAGUGCUAG
Microthlaspi erraticum is the source of this 267-nucleotide messenger RNA. The record is from the annotation of a GenBank genome assembly. Lineage: Eukaryota; Viridiplantae; Streptophyta; Magnoliopsida; Brassicales; Brassicaceae.